AUGGCUGGCGAGCUGCCGUCCCCGGCUGAAGAGCCCGAUGCUAACGGAUGUGAGCAAAGCAAAGAUUUCCACCCGGCUCCCGAGAUCGAAGGGGAAAUUCCCAUGGGAUCAGGGCGGAUGGAGAUGCGCAAGAGACAGACAUCUGUGGCUCAGGAGACACCGAGUUCCAUACAGGCACAGCCAGGGAUAGAAAACCGUGGGUCCAAUGCCUGCUGCUUCUGUUGGUGCUGUUGUUGCAGCUGCUCCUGCCUCACUGUUAGGAGUCAAGAUGAAAGAGCAGCAGCACAUGAACUCAUAACGGAAGCUAUUCCAAACUGUGAAGAAAGCUCAGUGCCUACUCUUGAAGAAGUGAACACCUGGAGCCAGUCCUUUGACAAACUGAUGAGAACACCAGCAGGCAGAAAUGCUUUCAGGGAGUUCCUUCGGACAGAAUUCAGUGAAGAGAAUAUGCUUUUCUGGAUGGCCUGCGAGGACCUAAAGCAGGAAUCCAACAAGGCUGUCAUUGAAGAGAAAGCAAGACUAAUAUAUGAAGAUUAUAUUUCCAUCCUUUCUCCAAAAGAGGUCAGCCUGGAUUCCAGAGUAAGGGAACUUAUCAACCGCAACAUGUUGGAACCAUCACAGCAUACUUUUGAUGAUGCACAACUCCAGAUAUAUAUGUUAAUGCUCAGAGACUCCUACCCUCGGUUUAUGAACUCUACCAUUUAUAAGGACUUAGUUGAGUCUCUCUCUCAAAAAUCUGCUGAAUCAUAGAUUUUAAAUCUAUUUAUUUUACACCCAGUCAUC
Rhineura floridana is the source of this 783-nucleotide messenger RNA. It is a transcript of the gene RGS20, whose product is annotated as regulator of G protein signaling 20. Lineage: Eukaryota; Metazoa; Chordata; Lepidosauria; Squamata; Rhineuridae. Bases 1 to 750 code for a protein of 249 amino acids. The transcript has 5 exons. The record is from RefSeq and is a predicted model, not a curated record.